GUGGGAUUUUUUAUAUUCCGUUGGCGGAACAUUUGCCGCCAGCCCAAAGAAAUCUACAAUUUUUUCGCUUCUUGUCAAAGAAAUACUUAAAAUUAUUUAAUAAGAUUUUAAGGAGAUAAUGGCUACAGCACAAAAAGAACACGAUGUUAGUCAAACAUCAUCAAGUGAUGAACAAGUUGGACCAAUGCUCUUAAAUAAAUUGGAGCAACAUGGAAUAAGUGCUAACGAUUGUAAAAAACUUGCGGAAAGUGGACUCCAUACAGUUGAAUCUGUUGCUUACGCUCCAAAGAAACAAUUGCUUUCCAUAAAAGGAAUAAGUGAAGCUAAAGCAGAUAAAAUUUUGGCUGAAGCAACAAAACUUGUUCCUAUGGGAUUCACAACUGCAUCUGAAAUUCAUCAGAAGAGAGCUGACAUCAUACAAUUGACGACAGGAUCCAAGGAGCUGGAUAAACUUUUACAAGGUGGAAUGGAAACUGGAUCCAUAACAGAAUUAUUUGGAGAAUUCCGAACAGGGAAGACCCAACUUUGUCAUACUCUUGCAGUAACUUGUCAAUUACCAAUUGAUAUGGGCGGAGGAGAAGGAAAAUGUCUUUAUAUUGACUCCGAAGGAACCUUCAGACCAGAGCGUGUACUAGCAACAGCUGAACGAUUUAAACUCCCUGGAGCAGAAGUAUUGGACAACAUCGCCUAUGCAAGGGCAUAUAACAGUGAUCAUCAAUUUCAAUUACUUAUUCAAGCUGCUGCCAUGAUGGCUGAAUCUAGAUAUGCCCUUCUCAUAGUGGAUAGCGCAACAGCCCUUUAUAGAACUGACUACUCUGGUCGAGGAGAAUUAUCAGCUCGACAAAUGCAGUUGGCAAAAUUUCUUAGAAUGUUACUAAGAUUAGCGGAUGAGUUUGGAGUUGCGGUAGUUAUAACUAAUCAAGUUGUGGCUCAAGUGGAUGGUGCAGCUAUGUUUUCAGCUGACCCAAAAAAACCAAUUGGAGGCAACAUAAUGGCCCAUGCAUCUACAACACGAUUAUACUUAAGAAAAGGUCGAGGAGAAACGAGAAUAUGUAAAAUAUAUGACUCCCCUUGUCUCCCGGAAGCUGAAGCUAUGUUUGCUAUUAAUAAAGAUGGAAUUGGAGACGCAAAAGAUUAAUUCUAUUUUUUAAUAAGACUGAUUAAGAAUUUUAUUUUAUCAGCAAACUGUUAUAUAGCUAUCGUUUAUACUUCCAUUAUUUUUUUAUUUUUAACAUUAUUAAAUAAAACUUCAAGUAUUCUUUUUACAGUAAAAUUUUAUAAA
Dimorphilus gyrociliatus is the source of this 1282-nucleotide messenger RNA. The record is from the annotation of a GenBank genome assembly. NCBI's taxonomy places the organism in Eukaryota, Metazoa, Annelida, Polychaeta, Dinophilidae.